AUGCCACUUCCACACGGAGGUGGUCUUGCUGCUGUGCUGGUGAUCAGCGUCGGCACCAUUCUUUUCUUCGGCGGCAGCUUCCUGUAUGAAUGGUACACGCAGCGGAGCGAGGAGCAGGCUAAAGAGGCUGAAACGGGCUACUACCGCCUGCCACCACCCAAGGACUGCUCAAGAGUGUGUGCAAGGGCGAUCGAGGAGGAUCGGCUCGAGCAAAGCCUGGAGGGGGAAUCCAGUGUCAAGCUACCGGACGCGUACAGCAACAGUCACCGCAGCCGCCGCGGGAUGUGCGUGUGCUGCUUUGAGAAACGCCAGCGGUUCAUGUUUGUGCUAUGCCGCCACAUCUGCCUCUGCGAGCCCUGCCUCAUUCAGGCAGCCCGAAACUACGAAGAAACGGUGCUGUUUGGGUUGUUUGAUGGCCCUGUGAAGAUGCCGUGCCCCGUGUGUCGCAGGGUGGGCUACGUUGUGAAGAUUUAUGUGUCUUAG
Molecule: messenger RNA, 483 nt
Organism: Leishmania braziliensis MHOM/BR/75/M2904
Lineage: Eukaryota; Euglenozoa; Kinetoplastea; Trypanosomatida; Trypanosomatidae
Exons: 1
Coding region: 1-483 (160 amino acids)
Source: RefSeq, a predicted model, not a curated record